This is a messenger RNA of Gordionus sp. m RMFG-2023, 787 nucleotides long. RefSeq names its product uroporphyrinogen decarboxylase-like. Gene Ontology annotation, molecular function: uroporphyrinogen decarboxylase activity. NCBI's taxonomy places the organism in Eukaryota, Metazoa, Nematomorpha, Gordioida, Chordodea, Parachordodidae. Gene Ontology annotation, biological process: heme biosynthetic process. The record is from RefSeq and is a predicted model, not a curated record. The transcript has 5 exons. Gene Ontology annotation, cellular component: cytosol. Bases 1 to 471 code for a protein of 156 amino acids.
AUGUCAGUUUCUGAUCUGAUUCUUCAAAUUUUUGAGUCGCACGCAGAAUGCAUGAACAAACAAUUAUUCCAAAGAUUUAGCAUCCCUUACCUCAAAGCUAUAGCCAACGUCGUCAAGUCCUCCUUUGACAAAGAGACCACUCCUCCUUUAAUUCUAUUCGCCAAAGGAGUUCAACAUUCUUUAUCACUUUUAAAUUCUCUAGGAUACGACGUUAUAAGCUUGGAUUGGACUUUAGAUCCAGAGGAAGCCAAGAAAAUAUUAGGGCCCAAUAUAGUUCUUCAAGGCAAUUUGGAUCCCAGCGCAUUAUUUAGCUCCAAAGAAGCUCUCCAGAACCUGACCACUGACAUGAUUUCUCGAUUCGGAACUAAAGGUUACAUAGCUAACCUGGGACAUGGUAUAUAUCCAGAAACACCUAUCGAAAAUGUUUCUUACUUUAUCGAGGCAGUUCAUUCUUACCCGACUAAUCUAUAAAUUAACUAUGCUCGUCUCCUUUUUUUACAAAUAUUUUAUUUCUCUUUUUCAUUUAUUUUAUAAAGAUUUUGCACAUAUUAUUUGUAAGAUAGUUAUCGUAAAAUAUUUUAUUUCUGACAUCUGGUGUCUUAAUCCCCAUCAUUAAUCCACUUAACCCUGCAUAUAAUAUAUUCUUCAGAUAUUUUAUAAUCAUCUUUCAUUAAUUUUCUUUAGGAAUUAUUUUCCAGACUUUUUUUAUAAUAUCAAACAAAACUUCAUAAUGAUGAUGCGUUACACAUUUAUAUUAUGUAAUCAUAUUUUUUUUUUUAAAAAAUAA